This is a messenger RNA of Aureobasidium subglaciale EXF-2481, 686 nucleotides long. RefSeq lists its product as uncharacterized. The transcript is spliced from 2 exons. Bases 70 to 543 code for a protein of 157 amino acids. The record is from RefSeq and is a predicted model, not a curated record. Lineage: Eukaryota; Fungi; Ascomycota; Dothideomycetes; Dothideales; Saccotheciaceae.
UCGUGACUCGACUCCGUAAACUCUUCCCCCUUUGCAACGACGUACUGAGCGACGACUUCGGAAAACACCAUGCUAUCCGACAGCAACGAUCAGACCAAGCUCUCGCGCCUCGAAGCGUCUCUGAAGGAGGAGGUGCACCAGCUCAGGGUGCAGGAAGCCAAACUCAAGGCCACCACCGAAUCCUGGUCCGCUCUCGUCCACCUCAAGGACACCCUCAGAGCUGGAUUCCCCGAAUUCGGCGAGCCUAUCGAUCUCAACUCUCCCGAAGCUGCCGACCUGAUUGACUGCAACUAUCUCUUGGUCCAGAACGACAUCCACACUAGUCGAGCUUUCGUCGACAUGAAGGAGAACUACAAGAAGAUCAAGAAGAUCCUCGACAGGGCUCAGCUCAUCGUUGACGAGUUGGCCGAGAGCGAUUCCGAGAACCAUGUCUACAGUGAAAUGGUCAAGGUUCUUCGCGGUGUCGAUGGCCUGGUCGAGCCCAGAGCCGAUUGGGAGAUUCUCAUCAAGAAGCUUGCUGCCCUCAUUGCCCAUGCUGGUUGAUCCCUCUUGAUCAUCACUCCCAAGCAGGCAGAUCAUCACUUCGUCCGAGUGGAAGGGGGUUUUCACACAUGCGUAUUCACGUUACUAUUCAGAUCGUUGUCGCUAUUGUUAGCAUUGUCUCAUCUCGCCUUUUUAUUCACCUU